This is a messenger RNA of Electrophorus electricus (electric eel), 4320 nucleotides long. RefSeq names its product ligase III, DNA, ATP-dependent (gene lig3). Gene Ontology annotation, molecular function: DNA binding; ATP binding; DNA ligase (ATP) activity. The record is from RefSeq and is a predicted model, not a curated record. NCBI's taxonomy places the organism in Eukaryota, Metazoa, Chordata, Actinopteri, Gymnotiformes, Gymnotidae. Gene Ontology annotation, biological process: DNA recombination; lagging strand elongation; double-strand break repair. Gene Ontology annotation, cellular component: nucleus; DNA ligase III-XRCC1 complex.
GCAAACAAAGAGGAAGCGCGUGUCUCUGAUUUAAAGGGGAAUACGGUGUUCACGGUUGUUACCUCAAUCUUAUUAUUACCAUUCAAUACCAUUAAACAUUGCAAAAAUACAGAAUUUGUCCAAGGAGGUGGCUUAAGCAAAACCAGGUAAAAUUAAUCAUCUGUAGGCCGAUUGGCUCAGUAGUCAGUGAGCUAACUGGGCUUGAAAUACCAGUUUAGCCAGGCAGCUAUUCGCCUACAUCUAAGCUUUCCUUGAGGUGUUCAGGCGAGACCCGUUCGCUUGAACUUAGCUAAUGUUCGUCCUGUCCGAGCUACAAGUCACAUUGCCACGUGUAGGAUGUCGCCCAUUUUCAGAUAGACUGGAUGUAUAGUGCUUGCUUUUGUAAAGCAGUAAGAGCGCUCCCUGAAACACCUUUGUGCCGGGCAAUUCGAUUGUGGAUAACACUGCACAGUGAUCCAUUCGGACAGUGUCCUCGUCCUCUACUCGGCAUCCAGGGCUUCGCUUUCAGGCCUGGUAGAAGUCUUGCAUGCACCUCACCGUUGAGACAGUUGAGCCUCCUCUCAUCUCCGUUAUCUUUGAGUGUGUCCAGGCCAGUGUGGCAGGGAGAUAGGGCAGGCAUGGCAGAACAGAGGUACUGCGUGGAGUACGCCAAGCGUGGCACUGCAGGCUGCAAGAAAUGCAAGGACAAGAUUAUGAAGGGGCUGGUGCGUAUUGGCAAGAUCGUGCCCAACCCGUUCAGCGAGUCUGCCGGAGAGAUGAAGGAGUGGUAUCACAUGAAGUGCAUCUUCGAGAAGCUGGAGCGAGCACGGGCCACCACAAAGAAGAUCGAAGACAUCACCGAUCUGGAAGGCUGGGAGGAGCUGCAGGAUGAGGAUAAAGAGCUAAUCAAUAAGCACGUGACUGAAUUGGUUGCUAAGACCAAUGCAAGUCCAAAGAAGAAGGUACAAGCCAAACUAAACACCAGUGGACAAUUAUCAGUGCCUCUUGCAGAUCCAACAGUCAACGCGCCACGCAAGUUUUCAGGAUUCACAGCCACGAAGGCGGGUUCCUCCUCCUCCAGUCCGGGCCCCUCUCCCAGCAAAGGCACUCAGGCCAGCACUCUGGCUUCUCAGCUCUGCCAGCCGGACCAUAAGGACUGCUUGUUCCGGGAGUUCCGCAAGCUCUGUGGUUUGGUGGCCGAGAAGUCCAGCUACAACACCAAGACGGAGAUCAUCAAGGAUUUCUUGAAGAAAGGUUCAGCUGGAGAUAAGUUUAAGGGAGACCUCUACCUGACGGUAAAGCUGCUUCUCCCAGGCGUAGUGAAGAGUGUGUACAACCUUAAUGACAAGCAGAUCGUCAAGCUUUUCAGCCGCAUCCUGAACUGCAAUCAAGACGAGAUGGUGUGCGAUCUGGAGCAGGGCGAUGUCUCAGAGACAGUAAGGAUAUUUUUCGAAGCCAGCAAGUCGUUUCCCCCUGCAACCAAGAGUCUCCUAACCAUCCAGGAAGUGGACGCUUCGCUAAACCGCCUGGCUCAGUUUACCAAAGAAGAUGACCAGCAGGCUGAGCUCCAGAACAUUGCGAAAAAAUGCACAGGGAACGACUUGAAGUGUUACAUCCGACUUGUCAAACACGAUCUGAAAAUUAACUCUGGGGCCAAGCACGUGCUGGACGCUUUGGACCCCAAUGCUUACGAUGCCUUCAAAGCGUCACGUAACCUUGGCGACGUGAUUGACAGGGUGCUCCGGAACCAUCAGGAGGCGACCAAUGGUGGUGGCCCCAGGAAGUUCCUGAGUAUAGAGGCUACCCUUAUGACCCCUGUUCAGCCUAUGCUGGCAGAAGCCUGCAAGUCCAUUGAGCACGCUAUGAAGAAGUGCCCUAACGGAAUGUACUCCGAGAUCAAGUACGACGGCGAACGUGUGCAAGUCCACAAGAACGGAGACCAUUUCAGCUACUUCAGUCGCAGCCUCAAGCCUGUCCUGCCUCACAAGGUAGCACAUUUUAAAGAGUUCAUCCCACAGGCUUUUGCUGGUGGUCACAGCAUGAUCCUGGAUGCUGAAGUUCUUCUCAUCGACACUAAGACCAACAAACCUCUGCCCUUCGGCACGCUGGGAGUUCAUAAAAAAGCAGCCUUCCAAGACGCCCAAGUCUGCCUGUUUGUAUUUGACUGCAUUUAUUUUAAUGGCGUCAGCCUUAUGGACAAGCCACUGUGUGAGAGAAGAAAAUUUCUACACGACAACAUGGUGGAAGUUCCUAACAGGAUUCUGUUUUCAGAAAUGAAACAUGUCACAAAAGCUCCUGACCUGGCUGAGAUGAUCACGCGUGUCAUCAGAGAGGGACUGGAGGGACUGGUCCUGAAGGACGUUAAGGGGCUGUAUGAGCCCGGCAAACGUCACUGGUUGAAGGUGAAAAAAGACUACCUAAAUGAAGGUGCAAUGGCUGACACUGCAGACCUGGUGGUCUUGGGUGCAUUUUAUGGGUCAGGCUCCAAAGGUGGUAUAAUGUCCAGUUUUCUCAUGGGAUGCUAUGAUCCAGAAGCCAAAAAGUGGUGCACUGUGACUAAAUGCUCUGGAGGCUACGAUGAUGCCACUCUAGCCAGGCUGCAAAAGGAGUUAGAUGUUAUUAAAAUUGGCAAGGAUCCUAGCAAGAUUCCAGGGUGGUUAAAGAUCAUCAAGAAUUACUACCCAGAUUUUCUCAUUCGAGACCCAGAGAAAGCCCCAGUUUGGGAGAUCACAGGAGCCGAGUUUUCCAAGUCAGAAAUGCACACAGCCGACGGCAUAUCCAUCCGUUUCCCCCGAUGCACCCGCAUGCGUGAUGACAAAGACUGGAAAACGGCUACCAACCUUCCUCAGCUCAAGGAACUCUACCGUAUCUCGAAGGAGAGGUGCGAUUUCGAGGUGACCGCGGGGCCAUCCACAAGCAGUAAAGAUGACGAGGGUUCCUCGGGAGGAGACGGUGGCAGCGGCUCUCCUUCCACCCCCCACGGAGCAGCUAGCGCAAACAAGACCAGAAAUGGCCACACUCCCAAGCCAAAGCCAGUGAAAUCCAAAUCCAUAACUCCUGUCAAGAGGAAGCUUCCGACAGAAGAACGCAGCGCAAAAAAGAUCAAGACUGAAGCGGUCCAAAGCAACGGGCAGAGCAAACCAAAAGCAGCAUCGGCUAAGCCUGCCAACUCGCCUUCGGAAAAGACUUUACUCGACAUCUUCACCGGCGUGAAGCUCUACCUCCCAGAGUCGGUGCCAGGUUGUGAAAAGCUGCGCCGCUACUUCGUGGCCUAUGACGGAGACCUGGUGCCUGACUACGACGCAGCCUCCGCCACACACACACUGGCCCAGCCCGAAGAGGACAGCCAGGCCGAGAGAAUCACGGCCGAAUGGAUCUGGGCCUGCAUUCGCAAACGGAGAGUAGUGCCCCCUUGCUGAACCAGUGAGAACCGCACCAAGGACGCAGACACACUGUUCUGGCUUCUUUUGAAAUAAAAAAAAAAAAAAAAAGAAGGAAAAAGGUCAUCAGUACAUUUGGGACAAACUGGGCUUAUGCUAAAGUUUUUCUCAAGCUCUACCAUGGGCGCAUAGAGCAGUGUGUGUUUUCCGGUGCGCCAGAGUUUUUUUUUGUGCACGGAUGCACAUGGUGUCAUGAGACCAUGCAUUAACCUUUUAUUCCUUUUCACACAUAUUUAUAUGGAUUUUUGUCUGUUCACCAGAAGUUAUGCUUUUAUACAUCUCGAACACUACCGCUAAUCACUGCUGGCAAGUUCAUUUUGUUAACACUUGCAAUAGGUUUUUAAGUAAUGGUAUUAUGACAUUAGUCAUAAAAACUAUGCGUGAGCAUCUUCAAAUGCUCAACAUUCGUUUACAUCUGAAGAGUAAUGGAUUAUUUGCCGAAUGUCAUUUUUGUAGGAAGAUAACAGUUUUUUGGCAUAGGAAUAUGACCAAAAGUAGCCCAAAUAUGCCGAUUUAGCAUAGAUGUGAUUUUUAUACACACUAUUUAACUACAAAAUAAUGUUAACAGAAUGGGGAGCUUACCAUCAUUUACAAUCAUGGGUGCAUAAAGUGUCAGUGGUUUUGGUUGUCGACUAGGAUCACACUGGCAUGCAGUUUUCUCUUGCAGCCUUUUGAAAAUUAUGGAAAUUAGCGAUUUCAUGCGGUAAUACAGGCAUCAACGUAUGUUUGCAUACAAACAUAGACUCUGAACAGGGAGAAUUAAGUCUCUCUGUACUCUAUAUGAAUGAAACAACUUGAUUUACAAAAAAGUAACAUUUACAAGGAAAUGGUUUUAUACAUGUUUGCAAUGAAAACUAUUGUGCAACUCCUGUAGAAUACUUUGCAAUACAAAGCAAACACA